Molecule: messenger RNA, 597 nt
Organism: Pyricularia oryzae 70-15
Lineage: Eukaryota; Fungi; Ascomycota; Sordariomycetes; Magnaporthales; Pyriculariaceae
Exons: 1
Source: RefSeq, a predicted model, not a curated record
AUGUCGCCGCGUAAGAAUUACGGCCCACCGAUUCGCCAAUCCCAACGCGUGACAAACGCAAACUCAGCAAAGCCAGAUAAUUUGGCUUCAGGCACUGCUACUCCCAACACCGAAGGUUCGGAUCAAAACGGAGAGAUUACAGUUGCCCCAGUGAGCCCAGAGCCAGUAGAGCCCGCUCCUACCAGCGCCAACACAGAGCCUGAAGAGCCCGUUGAGCCCCAAUACGACACAGAGCAAGAUCAGCCAGUCGACAGCAUCGAAGUUGACGGAUCGUACGAGUACGAGUCAGUUUCCGAACACUCAGGAGAGGCGCGAAGCCCUCCCCACCAACCUUCUGCCAAGACGUCAGACGGCAGGAACGAAAUUCCGAAAUUUCCAAGCAGAGCGCCCUCGCCUGCCGCCCAAAUGAGAAGCGAAAUGGCAAACGAAAGCGAAAACACAACCGGCCAGGCCACCAUCACUCAAUCGCAUUUGCAAGACCUCUUGGCUACUAUUGCCCAACUGAAGGACCAGUUGGCCACCCAAAACAACUCCACCAGUAAUGGAGCCCGUGGGGUUACACCCUUUAACAGCGCCUUCGGUGGGACCUCCGGUAAA